AAUUAAUCGAAAACACUCACCCUAAACUCAGAAGCCCCAAGUCCAUAACUCAUGACAAGGAUACACCCGUCUUUUUCACCGACUCUCUGCCCCGUUUUGGUCAUUUCACUUCUUCUCCACAAAAUACACUAAAAAUACUACUCUUUCUUUGCUUCACCACUCUCGUCAAUUUCCCUCCUUCCUUUACUUUCUCGCUCUACCUUUCUUCAUGGGUAGUCGAACCCAAUCUCACAAACUCAGCAAUGGCCUUUACGUUUCGGGUCGGCCCGAUUCUCAGCCCAAAGAGCGCACCCCUACAAUGGCUUCUCGUGCUGUUCCUUACACUGGUGGCGAUAUCAAGAAAUCCGGUGAACUUGGUAAAAUGUUUGACAUCACAGCCGUUACUACUACGUCUUCCUCUUCUCUUUCUCUCUCUUCUCCUAGACCUCCACCUUCUCGGGCUUCUUCUCAGCCUAAUUCUGGGUCGGCCCGAUCUUGGCCCAACUCCGGUCUAUUACCUCCUCGUCUAAGUAGCUCUGGUUCCUUCACUAAGAAGUCUUCUGGGCCACUUUCGCUCCCUCCAACUGGGCUUAUCACUUCUGGCCCAAUUAGGAAGUCGGGCCAACUUGACGGGUCUGGACCGCAGCAUCCCGGUUCUGGCCCAACUGUUGGUGGUGGUGGGUCUGGGAAAAUGGUUUAUGGGUCUUCUGUUACUAGUUUAGGGAGUGAGGGUGUGAAGUAUGGGUUGAAGGUUUCUAGGGCAGCAAUGUGGAUUCUUGGGAUUGUGAUUUUAAUGGGUUUGCUUGUUGGAGUUUUUCUCAUGAUUGCGGUCAAGAAAGCUGUGAUUUUGGUGAUUGUUGCUGCUGUUUUGGUGCCAAUUUUUAUGGGAUUAGGGUGGAAUUAUGCUUGGAAGAAAAGGGCAAUUUUGAGCUUUGUUAAGAGAUUUCCAGAUGCUGAGCUUAGAGGUGCUGUUGAUGGCCAAUUUGUUAAGGUUAUAGGGGUUGUUACAUGUGGUAGCAUACCUCUUGAAUCGUCAUUUCAAAGGGUACCUAGGUGUGUGUAUGUAUCAACAGAACUGUAUGAAUACAAAGGAUGGGGUGGAAAAUCUGCGAAUACUAAACAUCGUUGCUUAUCAUGGGGUUGUAGGCAUUCAGAGAAAUAUGUAGCUGAUUUUUAUGUAUCUGAUUCCCACUCUGGAUUAAGAGCCCUUGUUAAAACUGGAUAUGGAGCAAAGGUUUCUCCUUUAGUGGAACCUUCAACAGUUGUCAAUGUAACCAAACAAAAGCGAGAAUUGUCUCCAAACUUCUUGCAGUGGCUAGCUGAUCGUAAUCUUUCGAGUGAUGACUGCAUAAUGCGCCUAAAAGAAGGGUACGUUAAAGAAGGCAGCACUGUCAGUGUUAUGGGCAUUGUGAGACGCCAUGAAAACAUCCUCAUGAUUGUACCUCCCACCGAGCCAAUCUCUACAGGCUGUCAAUGGUUACGUUGCCUCCUCCCGAUGUAUGUUGAAGGUUUAAUAUUGCAUUGUGAAGACACUCAGAAUUCCGAAGUCAUCCCUGUGUAAAUACAUAUGCAACCCUUAUUUCCUCCACGAGUUUUUUUUCCUUUGAGUGAAAUCCACUAGUACAUAUAUGGCACGCGAAAAACUCAAAAAUAGGGCACGUAAUGCCCAUUCCUCUCUGUCCAUAUCUUUCUGCUCUUCAAGUGUAUGUAAAUCGGCCUGAAGCAGAUACAAAAAAGGGCUCAGAGGAGGAUGCAGGUGUGUAAUAAGUAAAAGAUUAUUAGAGUGAAGUUCUUGUAAAAAUUCUGUGUUUAAUCGAAUCGAAACAAGAUUGGGGGGAAAAGAAGCUUUCCCAAUCAACACUAUGAGAAAAGGAAGAUUGGGAUUUUCAUGGUGAAGCCGAGUAUAUUCAAAAAUGUUUAGUGUACAUAAGCUACAACAGAUCUAAAGAACCCUAAUCUUCUAUUCCUUGCAUUUUUGUUUGCCUUUGCAAUUUACUUCAAGGUAGAAUAAUUAACAGUAGUGUUUAUUUAUUCAUUAUAUAAAUUUAAGGUACCAAUCAUGUAAGCAUACAUAAAUAUAUAAUUUAUAUAUCAUAUGGUAUGUCCUGUGUUUUCUCAUGGUGAAUUAUGGUAAAUACUUGCUCGUUUAUAAG
Messenger RNA from Amaranthus tricolor (Joseph's coat), 2132 nucleotides. RefSeq lists its product as uncharacterized. The transcript is spliced from 4 exons. The record is from RefSeq and is a predicted model, not a curated record. Bases 209 to 1540 code for a protein of 443 amino acids. NCBI's taxonomy places the organism in Eukaryota, Viridiplantae, Streptophyta, Magnoliopsida, Caryophyllales, Amaranthaceae.